Molecule: messenger RNA, 873 nt
Organism: Cydia splendana
Lineage: Eukaryota; Metazoa; Arthropoda; Insecta; Lepidoptera; Tortricidae
Gene: Fln
Product: flightin
Exons: 3
Coding region: 180-650 (156 amino acids)
Source: RefSeq, a predicted model, not a curated record
ACAGAACAUCAUUGGCAGCAACAUCACGCACACAGCGCUUGCGACAGUCAGGUGGGGGCGCAAACAGAUAAAUCGGGAGGCUGCGAGAGCCAUCGCGGACGCCGGCACCAGUCGUAGAUAAGCGAUCACCCGAUCCACACGCUUCUCCAAUCCCAGUUAGAAACCCACCACCUUACAAAAUGUGGGACGAUGCUGAUAUCGAAGAAUCCGCAGCGCCCGAGCCCCCGCCGGAAGAGGCUCCCGCCGAGGCCGCCGAGGAGGCCAAGCCCGAGGAAGCCGAGCCGCCGGCACCAGAGCCUGUCGUCGUAACAGAGCCUACGAAACUAAUAUUCAAACACUGGGUCAGACCCAAGUUCCUGCAAUACAAUUACAUGUACGACUACCGACAUAACUACUACGAUGACGUGAUCAACUACCUGGACCGACGGAAUAAGGGCAUAGUGACUGAGAAACCGCGCGCGCAGACGUGGGGCGAGCGUGCGCUGCGCACCUAUAUCGCAAAGGACGCCAGCUACCGCGCGCGCCAGGCCAGCCGCGACACCGCGCUGCUGCGCGCCGUCUCCACGGGCGCGCGCUUCCAUCGCUACCACACCAAAUCCAUAAUCUCGAGGAAGUAUUCUAAACUCGGCUUUAACACCGUCUCCAUCUAGCUUCGCUCUAACACCUUCGCUUGGCGUCGCUCCGUGGACUCCUCCCCGGCUCCCGCGUGACCUUUGUGGUACUGUUACAGGAUUUCCUUGUCGUGACGGAGCUGCACAAGAACCCGCGCGAGCGGUGCAACCAACCUCUAGAGUAACCAAACUCCGCUCGGAAGCUGUCCGCAUUCCUAUCUCUAAUAUGUCUCUAAAUAAGGCAAUAAAUAUUUAAGUUUUA